GCAUGCGCAGCAUCUGUAGCACCGGAAAGAUGGCGGAGGCAGGGGAAAGAAAAAAGAUCCCUUUGGUUCCAGAAAACCUCCUGAAAAAGAGAAAGGCUUAUCAGGCCCUGAAAGCCACUCAGGCGAAGCAGGCACUUUUGGCAAAGAGAGAGAGGAAAGUGAAGGAACUCCGGUUUAAGCGGCUGGAAUCCUUCGUGCACGAGUCCUGGCGGGAGCAGCGGGACAAGGUGCGAGUGCAGCGCCUGGAAGUGAAGCCUCGCGCUUUGGAGGUGCCUGACAAGCACUCCUUGGCCUUCGUCAUGCGCCUGGAAAGGAUUGAAGGGGUGAGUAUGUUGGUACAGAAGACCCUGGCAAAACUUCGCCUGAAGAAGUUGUUCAGUGGUGUCUUUGUCAGUGUCACCCCUCAGAGUGUAAGGAUGCUGCGCAUAGUGGAACCUUACGUGACCUGGGGAUUUCCAAAUCUGAAGUCUGUCCGGGAACUCAUCUUGAAACGUGGACAAGCAAAGAUUAAGGAGAAGACUGUCCCCCUGACAGACAACACAGUGAUUGAGGAGCACCUGGGGAAAUUUGGUGUCAUUUGCCUGGAAGACCUCAUCCAUGAAAUUGCCUUCCCGGGGAAGCAUUUCCAGGAGAUCUCUUCAUUCUUGUGCCCUUUCCACCUCUCUGUGGCCCGUCAUGCUACCAAGAAUAGAAUGGGCUUUCUCAAGGAGAUGGGCUCCCCUGGCUACCGGGGUGAGCGCAUCAACCAGCUCAUCCGUCAGCUGAACUAGAGCAGGACCAGGAUUUCCAAUAGCCUAAUGCACUGGAAGUGUUUCUGUUAAAAAUUAUCACGUGUCUUCAGAGAAGAUUAUUUUCUGCCUUCAAAGACUGAAGGAAGGGGCCAAGAGAAAGACAGUAGGGUCUGGGCAUCACAAACACCUCAACACAGCCCAGGUCUAUGAAAAAGGACUAUUACUCUCCACAGUGGUUGCUCCUCUCUGAAACCAACACAGGCCAUGGAGAAAAGAGUUGCCCUGCUUCGUCCUACCUUUAUCUUGGUGUUUAUUGUUGGGUGGGCAGAUAGCCCAAACAUCCUUCCAUCCCUCCAAGACUCUUAAAGCAAUGGACCAGACCAAGGGGCAUGCCUGAAUCUGGAAGAAAGGGUUCUUGGUAUUUUGUACCUGGCGUCCUUAAACUCCAUAGCAGUCCUCCUGCCUCAUCCUCCUAGGUGCUGAGAUUCUAGGCGUGAAGAUCCCCAGUCAGGAAGGUUGUUAGUCUUGUGCUAUGAGACCAUGUUGCAACUUCAGUGGCUUUGGAACAUGCCUAUCCCUGAGUCAGUGUGGUGGCAUCUGUACCCUGACCUAUGAGGCCAGUCCUUCCCUAUAGCUCAGGAUUUAUGACGGGGAAUCCCUUGCUAGGAAAACAUACACGUAUCUAUACAGAGGCUUUGCUUGGCCCUCCAUGGCAGUGGGACACACCCUCUUGGCACCCAGAUGUCUUGUGAGGACAGCCUGCUUUUAUGAGCAUGGGUCUGUUAAGCUCCUGUCAGUCUGUGCUGGAGGAGGAGGCUGAGGCUUAGCUACCAAGUUGGUUGUUUUCUAUUAAGAACCAGUGACUGGCUGGCCUGGUGGUGAACCUCCUGAGCACUUGGGAGGCAGAGGCAGGCAGAUCCGAGUUCAAGGGGAGCCUGCUAUACAGAGUUCCUGGACCUCAAGGCUGCUAACAGAAAUUGUUAAAAGAAUGUGGUGAUAGACUCUUUCCUAAACCACAUAUACCCAGGAAAUGCCCACUAAAUUUCACCCUGGGCAUCAGAUUCCCCUGUCAGCCCUUACCUGAAAGCCCACACCAGGGGCCCACAUUCUUAAAUAUUUGGCUUGAGCUUUCCUGGAACCUUGAUUUCAUUAGGCCCUUACAGACAUCGCUGUGAAACUCAGUUAAUAGUGCCAACAUGGGCAGAGUAGUACAUGUCUUUAGUCACAGCACUAUGGAGGCAGAGGGAGGUUGAUCUCUGUGAGGUCAGUGCCAGCUUGGACUAUAUAUUGAGAUCCUGUCUCGAAAAGAGAAAAAUUUAAGAGCUCCUCAGAACAUGCCAAUUACAAGGUCAGUGGGUUCCAGAGAAAAAUCUGCCAGAGACCAGUGUUACUCUGCUAUUGGAGAGCAUUGGGUAAUGCAGCCAAAGGUGCACUGUGGCCACAAGAGAAAGGGUCACAGCAUUUCAAAUUCUGUUAGCCGCAGGGAACGCUGCAGUGUUGGAGUCCUUGCCUACUGUGUAUGAGGCCCUGAAUGACCUAAGGAAGCCAGGUUCGCAGUUUUGACCAGAAAAGUGGACCUGGUGUCUUCAGGUGUCUGCCUUGCUCAGAAUUUAAAACAAUUUAACAUAAUUCUAUAAAUAAAAGGUUAUUUUAACAUUUA
This is a messenger RNA of Psammomys obesus (fat sand rat), 2391 nucleotides long. RefSeq names its product ribosomal protein L7 like 1 (gene Rpl7l1). Gene Ontology annotation, molecular function: structural constituent of ribosome; RNA binding. Gene Ontology annotation, cellular component: cytosolic large ribosomal subunit. Lineage: Eukaryota; Metazoa; Chordata; Mammalia; Rodentia; Muridae. The record is from RefSeq and is a predicted model, not a curated record. The transcript is spliced from 7 exons. Gene Ontology annotation, biological process: maturation of LSU-rRNA from tricistronic rRNA transcript (SSU-rRNA, 5.8S rRNA, LSU-rRNA). Bases 3 to 770 code for a protein of 255 amino acids.